Molecule: messenger RNA, 9073 nt
Organism: Zootermopsis nevadensis
Lineage: Eukaryota; Metazoa; Arthropoda; Insecta; Blattodea; Termopsidae
Product: BTB/POZ-zinc finger protein abrupt
Biological process (GO): regulation of transcription by RNA polymerase II
Cellular component (GO): nucleus
Molecular function (GO): protein binding
Source: RefSeq, a predicted model, not a curated record
UUUUCUGCGAGUCAUUAGUCUGUGCCGCGUGUUCUCGGAACUCGGGAGUAAACUUGUGCAGUUUGUGUGGAAGUGGAUAUUUAAUUGGUGGUUUUCGGCAGUUAUAGUGUGGAGUGAUACAUCGAAACUGUUGUUAAAUAUGUGGAGUGGGUCCCUUUUCAAAUAAAGUAAUGUUUGUUUGUUUUAAAUUGUUACUUAUACAUCGUUCUACUGUUAGCCAUAACGUUUGUAAGCACGUGAAUAGUUAAUCGAACUGUAGUGUGACAGCGAUCGAAAUUUGUUCCUACCAGACGAUCUUCUGAUAGUCUCUUACACAUACUGCUUUGGAUCUUGGAAUGAUACGGAAAUAGAUGGAUACCUCAACGUUUUUCUACAAAAGUCUAGGAACUGAAGUUAUAAGAUGUAGAAGAAUGAGGAGAAUAAGCAAGGGACUUCCGUGUGAAGUCUCACAGUUCUGUCACCAGAGGUCUCUGAAUUACAGCCAUGAAAAUGGCGAAGUGCGAGGAGGAGAUUUCAGUGUGGAAUAAACAGCAUGCAGUGAUCUAGUUUCUGACUGCAGAAAACGUCCCAUUUCGAAGAAUUCUUCCUGACAUUGAUGGACGUCUUGGAGCGGCACUAUUUUCAUACUUUCCGCGCGCGAACAGGGAGAACCGGAAGGGAUCUACUAAUCCCGCUUUCAGCUUGUUGAUUGAUCUUUUGUUGCUUUGAGAAUGGGAACAGGGGCCGAGCCAGACAAAGAAGAAACACUCGGGGGAAGAAUAAUGUUAAGUAAUAGAAGUGUGCAGUAACCACAAUAUUGACCAGGAAAUAAGACAGCUACUCGACAAAAUUGUACGACACGGUGUGAUUGUAUGUGAGAACAAGAUUGCUACGUCACGACCCGAUGCUUUGGUGAAGCUUUUGUUGGCCCAGAUGGGAGAGGUGUCAGAUCCUGAGCAGCAGUACAGUCUGCGCUGGAAUGAUUUCCAUGCCAGCAUUCUCUCAUCCUUCAGGCAUCUACGUGAUGAGGAAGACUUCGUGGAUGUUACUUUGGCCUGUGAUGGUUGUUCCUUCACUGCCCACAAGGUGGUACUCUCUGCCUGCAGUCCAUACUUUCGAAGACUUCUCAAGGCAAAUCCUUGCCAACAUCCUAUUGUGAUUUUGCGCGAUGUCAGAGAAAAGGACAUGGAAUCACUCCUGCGCUUUAUGUACAAUGGUGAAGUUCAUAUUGGCCAGGAGCAACUGUCUGACUUCCUGAAAACAGCGCAAAUGCUGCAGGUUCGAGGGCUUGCUGAUGUCCCCACCAAAGACAACCAAAAAAUUCCACCUACCUCAAAUUCACUGCCCUGGUCACAGUCAGGGGAGCUGAGAGAUCAAUUUUCAGAGGAUCCUCUUUCACCACCUCGAAAACGAAGCCGAAACAAUGAGCACCGCUUUUCACCAUCCCCAGCUUCGUCUGCAACUAACAAUAACAACAAUGGUGAUCCAUUAAUGAGAGAGACGUUAUUGGGACAGGCAUUAGAGGGAGGACCAACAAUUCAUACAGGCAGCACCUCCCAUCAGAACAAAGGCAACUCAGACUCUUCACUACAAGCCCAGUCAACAGGCGAGGACAGCAACUCGAGUGAUACAAACUCAGAACGCGGUCCACCCAUCGGAGACCUGAUUAGACCCAAGUUAGAGCCUAAUGAUUAUAGCUCCGUGGAUGACAACCAUCACCAUCAUGGCAAUGGCAAUCUGGGACUAGAUCCAACACGUACUCCACCCUUCCCUGCUGCCGCAUUGCUUGGACUUCAAAAUAUUCCUGGAUUGCUACCUGGACCCUCAGGACUGCAUAACAAUAGUCAAGAUGCCAAUUUUGUAUCUCGACGUGGGCUGGAUGUGAUGCGGGUUCGUGCCACCGAUCCUCGUCCUUGUCCUAAGUGUGGAAAGAUUUACCGUUCGGCACACACCCUGCGCACACAUUUGGAGGAUAAGCAUACUGUGUGCCCAGGGUAUCGCUGUGUUCUGUGUGGUACAGUGGCAAAGUCUCGCAACUCGCUUCAUUCUCACAUGAGCCGACAGCAUCGUGGCAUCAGCACAAAAGAUCUGCCAGUUUUACCGAUGCCAUCACCAUUUGACCCAGAUCUGGCAUCUCGGCUUCUGGCAAAGGCAGGUGUCAAAGUUUCAGCCGCCGAAUUGCGCGCUCGAGCAUCGCCUACAGGCCCUCGCCGUCCUGAUGUGCGCCUAGAGGUGAAGUCAAACCACAUAGGUGCACCAUCAGAAGCCGGAAGCAGCCUGUAUGGUGGUGAUGAUCCUGAGGACCUCACAGUUGCCAACUCAAGGUUUGGUCCCUUAUCUCCACCACCACCCACCGUCCACAAUUCUGCUGCUGUCAUCACCAAGGUAGGUUCCAAACAUCACCACGGAAUCCCAGUUACCUCUGCUGGCAAGUCCAUAGACUCAAUUGCACACAAUCUGGUGGUUGGUGGUGGCAGCAGAAUGGGAGAAUCGAACCGUGUACCACCUCCUCCUCCUCCUCCACCUCUGCCUGCACCAACAGGAUCCUGUAUGGGCAGUGCCAUCCUGGACACGUACCUUCAGUUUAUAGCAGAAAACUCCAGCAACAGCUUAGGGCUCGGUUUGAGCAGCAAGCAUGCAGCAGUUGCAGCAGUGGCAGCAGCAAUGAAUGAGGGAGACAACAGUAAGUUGGGAGAGAGGGAGGAAAAUGAGAUUGGAGAGGUUGAGGAUAGAGGUGCAGAUGAGGAAAUAGAGGAACUGGAAUCCUCAGCAGGAGAAGAGGAGGAUGAAUACAGUGAGGAGGAACAGGAAGUCAUCAAAGCAGAGUGAAAAUAUCGCCCUUCGGCCAAGCCGCACAUGAAUUCCAUCCAACUACCUCACAUUGGAAUAGUAGCCCAUACUGAUGAUGGUUCCAUUCCAAGAAAGGAGGGAACCCUUAGCCAAGCAAUUCAUGCCAAAAGGAAAUGAACACAGGACAAGAAUAUUUGUGUAAGCAAAUUUACUUCCUGUAUUAUUCCUAGUUUCUUUUAUUUAUUUUUUUUAACAGUACAGCCUCAUUUAUGGGAAUGUUGAGUAAUGUAGGAGAAAAACAAAUGUAACAUAUAUGACUGAAUGAAAUUCCAUCCUUCUACCUCAAAUCAGUUAUGUUGAAAUAUCAGAAGGGGUUUCCUCCCAUUCAUUUAAUAAGUGAAUUUUAAAAAGAGAAUAUGUAAAACAGUCUCCAUCCAGUAAUUCCCCACAUAGUGGAAUCACAGUUAAAAGAAAUCAGGGGUAUGUAUACGGUUAAAAAAUUGGCUUCGCGUGUUAGGUACUGUAUAUAUAUGUGGUGCUUCAACUCUCCUUGAGGUUGCAAAAGCAGGAAAUUUUAUUGUUUGUAUUAGGAGGGAGCUAUCAAAAGAUGCGUCAUUUCAUCUGAUAAUAAAGUAAAGGAAUUUUAAAUUUGUUAUUUGCAAAAAGAAAUGACAGUUGAAUGAGGUUGAAGUAAUAGAACUAUGUAUCUAAGCCAGAUGACUGUUCAUUUAAAAACCAUUGACAUAUUUUCCAGUGUUCUUGGAAGUUUUGUGUGAAAUUUACUAAAAUAAUGUUAUGUAAAUAAAUUUUACAAAAUCACAUUACUGGUAUGAGGUAUUGUGGACUAGGAUAGUAAGAGUAAUAAUUGUGUAGACAUCAUAGAUGUUCUGAAUCCACUGUGCAUCAGAUAGAAUGAUGAAGAUUACACUUUUUAUUUCUUACUUGCUGCAGUUAUAUUGCUUCCAAGGACACUGAUUAAGACAGUGAAAAAUAAGAGUGGAUGUGAUUAUUUGUACUGGUGAUUAUUGUAUGAUAAUGGAGUUAACUAAAAUUUUGCAUGACACAUGGUGACAUUACCCUGCAGAGGUUCCUAACAGAUAAACAUUUAAUAUACAUGAUUACUUAAUGUUGAGGGUUCCUGCUCGCAAAUGUGACUGUGUAGCACAAUAAAGGCAACAGUCCUCUGCAGAAAAAGAGAGAGAUGGACUAUAAUAUUGCAGAAUCGUUCCUAAAUCAAAGUCCAGUCAGGAUUUUAGCUCACAUUUUCUUUUAAACUAGCUAGUCCUGAUAUGCUAGCAUAGUUUGAGUGACUAAACUCUCAUCCUGUUUCAUUCAUUUAUGAAUAAACAAUAGAUGUGCUUCAGAAGGUAGAUACAUUAUGGGCAGGAUAGUAGAAUAUUUUUCAUAAACAUUAUUACUAAAGGAUUUUUGUGAUAGGCAAGUAACUUUAGUUUAUUGCUAAUGCAGUAGGAUGGAUGCAUAUUGCUUUACAUACGUUUAUGUAUCGUAUUUGAGGAAACACUCUUGGCUUUAGUACAAUACUACUCUGUCAGAGUAGAAAAUGGAAUAUGGGUCUGUAAUGAUGAACUAGAUUAUCAGCAACCCAGUGCUGUGCAAUGUGGACUGAUUUGUUGCAUACCUAUCGAGGCAUGAAAAUGUGGCUUCCAAGAAAGCUUAUAGCAGUCUGUUAAUACCUCUUACAAGUGGAAUUUUUAACUUACCUCAUUUUGCUUGUCAGACCUUAAAAGAUGAUGAAGAUGCAGUAUAUAAAUACAUAGUCUUGGGAGUUUUAAUUUUGUCUAAAAGUUUUAUAAAGUACAAAGUCUCUGGGAAUAAAUACAGGUGCUGUUCAUUUUAGGUAUUCUCUCACAGGAGUAUCUGAGCAUGGCACGCCACCAUCUUACCUCAUAGUUCACACAAUACCUCAGUGCAGUAUAUAAUUAUUCACGCAAAUCUACCAUUGUUGGGGGUUUGCCUUACACUCCUCAGGAACACGCGCAUAACUGAGUAAACUAAGGCAUUUGGACACACAGUCAUAUCAUCCAUUUUGUGCCAUUGUAUUAUUUUUAUUUUUUACGAGAAUCAUUAUAUGUCACAACAGAGCAUUGGAGAACACUUCUGGUAUGAGAUAUAGUCAUACUCCAGUCUUUGUGUCAUCAGGAUUGAACUUCAAAAGUGAUAAUAGAAUGAUGUAUAAGCAGGCAUACUGCAGUAACUUUGAUAUGUUUGUUUAUUGAUAUAUUUUAAUUCAGUGUAAGAGUUUUGGAGAUAACAUACAAUAAUAUAUACUUGUGGAUCAUGGUAUUCUGGAUUGUGACAGAUGGAGGUCAUAUAUUCCUUCAUAAUGUUGGUAUCACCAACAAGACUACUUGGCAGCAUCACAACCCAGAAGACGGUGACCCACAUAUUCAUCGCUGUCAAGAACUUGAAAUCUCGUGUAAUAUUUAGUUGAUGUGAGAAGUUUCUUGACAAGUUCUGUGACUAGAGAUUAAGUAGUAUGGUAUUAGUUGGCACAUCAUGCACAUAAAAGCUGCAUACACACAUAUAUGUACAUAAUUAUAUGCCCUCACAUACAUGAAUUGUGAAGUUCAUGUAAUUAAUUAUCUUCCAGUUGGUAUUAUAAUAGGUCUGUUACAUAACUUCCAUAAUACUACUUUUCAGUAGAUCUUCCAUUGUUGUAUACAACUAAACAUAAUUACUCAAUGUUUUCAGGUAUUUUUUUAUUGUUUUCAUGAUUUCUGUUUUUGACGCAGAAGUUCACUUCCUGUAGUACUUAUUUUUAUACCUCGCUUAAUAUUAACAUGGUUUAAGGGCUGUUAUGUGACUUCUCCUUCCGUUAUCAUUCAGUCCUGAUGGUCUGUUCACAUCAAGCUCUGGGACAAUCAACCCCCCAACUUUGAAGUUCAACAUAACAGAUAGUUUUAAUGCAGAUAAUUGUUAUGUAUGAAGUUAAAUGCUGAAAAAUGACUCCCUUGUAUGAUUAAUGUAUAGAUCGGUGUGAACAGUCUUGUAUUAUUAUUAUUAUUAUUAUUAUUAUUAUUAUUAUACCACUAUUGUUAUUAUGGUUACUAGUAUUAUAACUACAGCUGUCAUCACCACCACUGUCAUCAUUAUCAUUAUUUAGACAGAAUGUAGAUGCAGAUGGAUUUUGAAACAAGUUUACCCUGAAAAUUUUAUUGUUAACCCUGUCUUUUAUUAUUGUUUCUGAAUUGUUGUUUUGGUCUGUUCUGAUGCUGAUAUUUUUAUCUGAUUUUGAAAAGUAUUAUAUCAGCUUGGAAUCCAGUGAAAGAAAAUGUUGAAACAAAGUCUUGUGUAAUGCUGUUUGGGGAAAGUCUGGCUUUCUAGAGAUUCACUGCAGUGCACAAGCCACCUGAACAGUGUGUCUAAAUAUAUAGGAAGUUGUAUCUGACAUGAACACUAACAGGUGGAGACAACGCAGUGUGGAUAUGUGUUAGUUGUUACUGCAGUUUUCAUUAACUUCUCAUGAAGUCAGACAUGACAGUUAAAAAUAAGAAUAUUACUCUGAAGUUGUAAUGAGUGUCAUCACAUUAGAGAUUAAGAUAAUUAGGCGUGCUUUUUACUGUUCCGUGAAAAAGUAAUGUAAAAAUUAUAAAAAAGAAAGGUGCUUUUAUCUUUUUUUCUUCUUAUUGCUUGUAUAGUUUCUUUUUCUUUUUAAAGCAAAUUUAGAUUAAAUUGUAAAUAACAAUUAUGAAUGAUAGUCUGAAGAAAAGGUAAAGAUUCUUUAGCUAUUUGAAUUUAUAGAUUUGAUUAUAUAUUAGAUAGCUUUGUUGGAAAAUUUCAGGAUUAUAUAUAUAUAUGAUAAUAGUAUGAGAAAUUGGUACUAACCAAACCAUCAUAUUGUUUUGUCAGUGUGAUAAUUGAUCGUAGCCUCUGACUGUUUCCCAGUUGAUCCUCCCGGUACUCUUGAGUCAUAUUGGACUAGCUUGGUUCAGCUUCCCUCCAGUUUUAACCUAGUUAUUUAGUUUUAUAUAGUAAUAUUAUCGUUCCAUUUGUUGACCGCUGCGUGGCGCGGUGCAUUACAAAAUGAGACAUGACCAUGCGGUUUGAUGGUCACUCACCGCAUGACACGUAACGUACUGAAGACUAGCUUUCUGUCGUCCACAGAAGCAACAAUACUACUCAUACUACCUCAUUACAAUGGUUUAUUGUAAAUUAAGUGUACCCUAGAAAUAAGUGUAUGUUAGUUACUAGGUUAUACAAUAAUACUAGAAGAAACAAAAAAUCAGCAAAUUGUUGUGCUGUGUAUGAUAACUGUAGUACAACAAACAACUACUUAAUGUAUGGCAAGAAUAACAAGAUGUGUUGUUAGUUUUAUAAAUGGAUUUUUUUAAAAUUCUUUUGUGACCAGUGUUGAUGUCUGGACUGAAAGAUUUGUACUACAUUUCUCGAGUUAAAUGUUGUUAGGAAUGUGGAUAUUAAGUCAGCCAGAAUCAGAAUUUGAAUUUUUAUAUUUUGUUUUAUGCAUGUUUAAUCUUCAUUGUAGUACUUUUUUAAAGGGAAAGAAAUUAUUUCAUUUUGUUUUAUGUCAGUUUUCUGGUAUAUUAUUAGAUAUAUAAAAAUUAUAAAUUAUGUAUUGAAACAUAAAUAGAAACCUCAACUUUUUUGGUGUAAAUUGUAGAAAGUGAGGUCUGUGUUUUACAUGUUUGCGAGCUUAUAUAAACAGUGAAGAGAAAUAGUGUUUGUAUUCAGUGCCAUAUUUACAGAGAAGGAAUUUUGUUUGUUUUUGUUUUUACUUUUUUUUAAUUACCGAGGGCUCGGCAGGCAAAACAAUGUGGUUCCUAAGUGUAGAGUACAGUUCCUCAACAAUGGUAAAGAUGGCAUCUGUGUUCCAUUUAUAAUAGUGAUAAGAUCAUAAUGCUACAGCUAACAAAAUUGUGGGGCAUGCAUUAAACAUGUUAAAUACAAGCAGUUAAGGUGGUAAAUGAAAUUCCAUUUGUUGUUGCAUUACCACACUGAGUAUUCAGUUAAAAAAUGAAAGCAUGUGUUGUAGACAUUGUUGCAUAUCCUUUAUAUUGUAGCUCAGUUUUAAGAUCAAGUUAUCUGUCUUUAAUUAAACUCAAAUUGUAGGGAUAAAUAGUACUCGCAGAUUACCUUGCAGAAAUAUUUGCUCUUCUGGUUUUCUUAAUCUAAAUUUGAAAUUUUUUUAUGCAACUUCAUAAUUUUGACAAAAACUUUUGAAGAGAAUCUUGACAGGUAGUUCUCCCCUGUUCUCAAGAUAUUUAUGAAUUAAUUUCACAUUUUGUAUUAUGUAUUACAAAUAUGAGUUUGUCAUUUAUUAAUAUUGGCGCAUAAUACGCGAUUUACAGGUUAAAACUGACAUGCAUGCCUCAGAUAACUAGCUGAUUUUUGUAAUGCAUUUUAGUUUGAGGGCUUUUUAUUCCCUUGUAUGGAGAGGUUAGCUUAUUGUUGAGGGACUUUGUGCCUUCUUUGUACAGCAUGAUAUGAUUAAAAUGAUAUUAGAGCACGUGUCAAAUAGAGUAAAAGGCAGCCAGCACAAAUUUGGUUGGCUGUUUUUUCAGGUGUUCACAGUUCCUAUCUUGCUCCCUAAUAAAGAAGAAAUAAUAAAAGAACUUUUUAUAGGUUAGAAAAAGUAGGAGAAAUUACACACAUACGCAUUAUUACAUAUUUUGCUGUAGAAGCAUGAGAAAUGCAUACAUAGUAGAUGUGAAAAAUCAAGGAAAGAGGCAAUCAAUUUGGUUAGUAGUUUUAACUUCUUUUUAUAUGUAUGUUUAAUUAUUCCUUAUGUUUAGUUGAUCAUUUAUGAUGAAGUUUUUCAGUUUCUUCCCAUUUAAAGUUAAGAAAGGUAGACUUUCACAACACGGAGCUCUGCAUAAUGGAGGGAAACAUGAAAUAUAUCUCAUUGUAGACAGCUACACACAUCCCACUUAUUUACCUUACAUUACACACAGGUUAUUAACUCAGGUAAAAUAUUGAUUGUAAUAGAAACAGUAUUUUUGUUACUUCUUUUGUAACAUUUACCCAGUGGUUUUUUAUAUCUCUCACACACUGAAUGUAUAUAGAUUGUCCGCUCAGGAUUGUGCUUUUUCUCAGUGUCUUUCAAGGUCAGUCUGUCUAUAAUUAGUGCACGUAAGAUACUGGCCUUGACAGACAUAAGUCUCUACAAGAAUUUAACAAACUUCCUCCCUGUUGCUAGUCCGUGUUGUGAGGUGAACAAGCUCUGACAACUGUGGGAGUUCAGAACCUCCGCAGACACAAUAUGCUAUUCUUCAGAAUCUGUAAUUAAGAAUUAUUAUAUAUAAAUAUGAUAUAUGUAUACAAUGAA